This is a messenger RNA of Phodopus roborovskii (desert hamster), 790 nucleotides long. Its product is annotated as keratin-associated protein 5-4. Bases 44 to 784 code for a protein of 246 amino acids. The record is from RefSeq and is a predicted model, not a curated record. NCBI's taxonomy places the organism in Eukaryota, Metazoa, Chordata, Mammalia, Rodentia, Cricetidae. The transcript has a single exon. Gene Ontology annotation, cellular component: keratin filament.
CUGCUCCUCUGAUCUACUCCAUCCUCAACCCAACACCAGAACCAUGAGCUGCUGUGGCUGUUCCGGAGGCUGUGGCUCCAGCUGUGGGGGCUGCUGCUCCAGCUGCUGCAAGCCUGUGUGCUGCUGCAAGCCUGUGUGCUGCUGUGUGCCUGCCUGUUCCUGCUCCAGCUGUGGGGGCUGCAAGGGAGGCUGUGGCUCCUGUGGGGGUUGCAAGUCCAGCUGUUGCCAGCCAUGCUGCUGUCAAUCCAGUUGUUGUAAACCUUGCUGUUCUUCAGGCUGUGGGUCCUCCUGCUGUCAAUCCAGUUGCUGCAAGCCCUGCUGUCAGUCAAGCUGCUGUGAACCCUGCUGUCAGUCCAGCUGCUGCAAGCCCUGCUGUUGCCAGUCCAGCUGCUGCAAGCCCUGCUGCUGUCAGUCCAGCUGCUGCAAGCCCUGCUGCUGUCAGUCCAGCUGCUGCAAGCCCUGCUGCUGUCAGUCCAGCUGCUGCAAGCCCUGCUGCUGUCAGUCCAGCUGCUGCAAGCCCUGCUGCUGUCAGUCCAGUUGUUGUAAACCUUGCUGUUCUUCAGGCUGUGGGUCCUCCUGCUGUCAAUCCAGUUGCUGCAAGCCCUGCUGUCAGUCAAGCUGCUGUGAACCCUGCUGUCAGUCCAGCUGUUGCAAGCCCUGCUGCUGUCAGUCCAGCUGCUGCAAGCCCUGCUGCUGUCAGUCCAGUUGUUGUAAACCUUGCUGUUCUUCAGGUUGUGGGUCAUCUUGCUGUCAGUCCAGCUGCUGUAAGCCCUGCUGUUGUUAAUCCAGC